GAAGCCAGUUCCAGACGUACUUCUUCAAACCGCUAACUUCAACAACAACAACAACAGAAUGCCUCCUAGGAGCACGCUGACUCCUUGGAUCGAGAACCUGAUCCUGAGCUACGGGAGCCGGGAUGAGGCGGGCAGCGGCAGCACCGGCGGCCUUCUGCGGGCUCACGUCAUCACCGUGGGUCAGAUGACGGAGUCCCAGGCCCGGGACUUCGACGGUCCCACGGGGCUGAUCUUCCUGUCGGACGGACUGCUCCAGAUUCCCGCCGUGCUCACCGCCUCCGCCUGGGAGCGCCUCCAGGAGCUGGAGGAGCGGGAGUGCUUCCGCAGCCUCCUCAACACCACCGUGCUCAUGCGGGACUACCGGCUGCAGUUCCACAUGGACCCGGAAGUGAGCAGGUGCCGGUUCUUCUUGUCGGUGGGCGAGCUGGCCACGCACUCGGCAGGUCCGGUCAGAGACUGCACGCCCUGCUGCACCAGCCUGGAGUCCGUCAGGACGAAGAUCUGGAGAACGUGGAGGUCCCUGCUGGGCCAGGACUGCUCGCAGCAGCCGUGUAGCCCGGAUGAACUGGACCUGACCGAGCUGCUGGAGGAGUGGCAGCAGGACGUCCUGCAGACGCUGCUGCAGGACGUCAGGGAGAGGCUGGCGGCUCUGCGGAGACCCCAGCCCUCCACCUCUGGCCGCAGCCCGUCUCUGAGCUGCUGCCGCUCCGCCGCCGCCACGGGCUGGGACGCGGACCGGGUCCGGUACAGAGGAGAGCCGAGCUUCAGCGUGCCGGCGAGUUGUCUCCUCAUCCCGGAGGAAGACGCUCGGCGGCUGGAAGCGGAAACCGGAGGCAGUGGUCAGACUGCGGGGGCGGACGCUUCUUCUGCUGAGCAUGCGCAAUCGCAGAUGCCUGAACCUGCAGUUGGACAGACGGAGCAGGAUGCAGGUGGAGGGAUGAUGUCUGAUCCAGGUGGUCCAGGUGGAGGAAUGAUGUCUGAUCCAGGUGGUCCAGGUGGAGGAAUGAUGUCUGAUCCAGGUGGUCCAGGUGGAGGGAUGGAUCCAGGUGGUUCAGGUGGUCCAGGUGGUCCAGGUGGAGGGAUGAUGUCUGACCCAGGUGGAAGGAUGGAUCCAGGUGGUUCAGGUAGAUGGAUGGUGUCUGAUCCAGGUGGAGGGAUGACGUCCGUUCCAGGUGGUCCAGGUGAUCCAGGUGGAGGGAUGGAUCCAGGUGGUCCAGGUGGAGGGAUAAUGUCUGAUCCAGGUGGAAGGAUGGAUCCAGGUGGUUCAGGUAGAUGGAUGACGUCCGUUCCAGGUGGUUCAGGGGAGCGCUCUCCUCCUCUGUUGGAGGACGCCGCUCCUCUUCCGGACCUCACCGCCGGCCUCCUCUCCAACCCUUGGGACAUGUUCCCCCCUCCGGGCGUCUCCUCCUCGACCUCCGACUCCUCUCCAGAACCCACUCCCACCCUGCCUUGCUCGCAGCCUGACCCCGUUGCCGUGGCGACAAGCACCCAGCUCCCCGUCCAAACCCCCACGGCGCCGGCCUCCUGCUCGACCGGCCCGACCCCACCAGAGCCUCCCGCCUCCGAAGUGACGGAGUCGGCCGUCCUGGAAAACCACGGGAGGCCCAAGAGGAAGCUGUGUGACGUCACGGCGGAGGAGCCGGACCUCCGCGGGAGUCCUCCGUCCUGGCUCCUGGGCUCCCGUAGCGGAGAAAGCUCCGCAAACGAGGACGAAGGCGGUCCGAGCGGAUCCGUGCCGAGAAGGACCCCGAGCGUCCACGGCGACGGGACGCCGUUCUCGUACUCAUACCGGGUUCUGGGCCAGAACCUGGAGGACGUCAGCCGGUUCGGAGUGGCUACGUCGCUGCUGCACUGGGCUCUGAGGUACCUGUUAACCCCGGAGCCCGCAGAGCAUCCUCAGAGCGUCGACUGACGGGACCAGAGCACCCCCCCCCCAACCCCAACCCCCAUCAGCAGAGGUGCAGAAAAAUCCACCAAAAGCAAAGUUCCACUUAACGCGUUCAGGGUUCUGGGUGAAAAAGUCCAAAAAAUAACAAAACAAAAAAAAAAAGUUCUCACACACCUGGUGCCUUUUCAAACAGAAGAAGUUGACUUGAUUGUUUGACGCCUUGUCUGCCUCAGAAGAUAAACGUUUUAGAUGCAACAGGCGCUGUUUAAAAAAAAAAAAAGUUCAUUAAAGAUUGAAAAAGGUUCAAUUUAAAGAA
Fundulus heteroclitus (mummichog) is the source of this 2204-nucleotide messenger RNA. Its product is annotated as collagen alpha-1(III) chain. Gene Ontology annotation, biological process: telomere capping; telomere maintenance via telomerase. Gene Ontology annotation, cellular component: shelterin complex; telomerase holoenzyme complex; chromosome, telomeric region. Lineage: Eukaryota; Metazoa; Chordata; Actinopteri; Cyprinodontiformes; Fundulidae. Gene Ontology annotation, molecular function: telomeric repeat DNA binding. The record is from RefSeq and is a predicted model, not a curated record. Bases 59 to 1912 code for a protein of 617 amino acids. The transcript is spliced from 2 exons.